Molecule: messenger RNA, 1590 nt
Organism: Histoplasma mississippiense
Lineage: Eukaryota; Fungi; Ascomycota; Eurotiomycetes; Onygenales; Ajellomycetaceae
Product: glycylpeptide N-tetradecanoyltransferase
Exons: 3
Coding region: 1-1590 (529 amino acids)
Biological process (GO): N-terminal peptidyl-glycine N-myristoylation
Cellular component (GO): cytoplasm
Molecular function (GO): glycylpeptide N-tetradecanoyltransferase activity
Source: RefSeq, a predicted model, not a curated record
AUGUCAGAACAAGAAGGGAAGCAGUCGGAGCACCAGUCGGAGCACGUAGGUGAAUUAGAGGGGAAACUGCCAAACGAAACUCCUACAACCUCCCAAUCAACAAACGCAUCUACAGGGACGGCGGGGGAAGGGGAGAAGAAGUCAAGCGAUGGAGACCCUGCGGCCGCAAAUCCUGCGACAAAGCUCACCCCCAGCAUGGCGGAAUCGCUACUCGAGCUGAACCCGGCCCUACGAAGCGAGCUUGCUGGAAUGGAUAAGGAAAAGGCAACAGAAGCUCUUCGCCAGAUGAACAUUUCGGAUCUCCUCACCGGUCUAUCUGUGAACCCGAAGAACCAAAAGGAUAUGGCGUCUUUCAAGUUCUGGCAAACGCAGCCGGUAAUUAGAUUUGAUGACAGGGAGAGCGGGAUCCCUGACGGGCCGAUCAAAACAGUUGAACUUGACCAGGUUUCUCGGGAGCCUAUUCCGUUAGUUGACGGAUUCGAGUGGGUUACACUGGAUAUAGAUGAUGAGGCGGAGCUGAAGGAGUUUUAUGAAUUGCUGGCGAACCAUUACGUGGAAGAUGGCAGUGCUAUGUUCAGAUUCAAUUACUCGCCUGCAUUUCUGAACUGGGCACUCAAGGCUCCCGGGUGGAAGAGAGAGUGGCAUGUUGGCGUCAGGGCUUCUAAAUCCCGAAAACUCGUCGCAUCCAUAUGUGGUGUCCCUGCAGAAAUUGCAGUGCGGGGGAAACCACUAAAAGUCACGGAAAUCAACUUCCUCUGCGUACAUAAAAAACUUCGCUCGAAGAGACUAACGCCAGUCCUUAUCAAGGAGAUCACACGUCGUUGCUACUUAAAUGGCAUUUAUCAGGCCAUAUAUACAGUCGGGAUCAUGCUACCUACGCCAGUCAGUGCUUGUCGGUACUACCACCGUGCGUUGGACUGGCUAAAGCUGCACGAAGUUGGCUUCUCGCCGCUUCCGAUUGGCUCAACCAAGUCCCGACAAGUUACGAGGAAUCACCUACCAGGCCACACGUCCACCCCUGGCUUACGCCCAAUGCAAAGCAAGGAUAUUGACGCCGUCCAGGAUCUCUUAAACCGAUAUCUCAAACGAUUUGACCUUUCUCAGAUCUUCAGUCGAAAGGAAGUAGAUCACUUGCUGCUACAUAAGGAGAAAGCCGGAGCAGAACAAAUUGUUUGGUCCUAUGUUGCCGAGGAGCCGGGAACGCACAGAAUUACGGAUUUCGCCGCUUUUUACUCACUGGAAUCUAGUGUCCUCCAAAACUCAAAGCACAAGAACGUUAAAGCCGCUUAUCUCUAUUACUACGCGACAGAAACUGCAUUUGCAGAAAAAGAAAAGGGUCUAAAGGAAAGGCUUCUGAUGCUGAUAAAUGACGUAUUGAUUCUUGCCAAGAAGGAACGUUUUGACGUCAUGAACGCUUUAACUUUGCACGAUAACCCGCUUUUCCUUGAACAGCUAAAAUUUGGUGCUGGAGAUGGCCAGCUUCAUUAUUAUCUAUUCAACUACAGAACCGCGCCCAUCGCUGGAGGAGUGAACGACAAAAACUUGCCCGAUGAACGGAAACGGGGUGGGGUCGGAGUCAUCCUCGUCUGA